This is a messenger RNA of Leptosomus discolor (cuckoo roller), 956 nucleotides long. Lineage: Eukaryota; Metazoa; Chordata; Aves; Leptosomiformes; Leptosomidae. The record is from RefSeq and is a predicted model, not a curated record.
GAAAUUCUCGUGUUUCUUCCAGUGUUAUACUUCCCCUGCCAGAGAAUGUGAAAGAAUAUUUGCUGGAUGAUGGAACGCUUGUGGUUUCUGGAAGAGAAGAUCCACCAAGUCAUGGUCAGGAGGGGAGUGACGAUGCAGAGGAAAUACAAUGGUCAGACGAUGAGAAUACUACAACACUUAAGGCACCAGAAUUUCCUGAGUUCACAGCUAAAGUUCAAGAAGCAAUAAGUUCCUUGGGUGGUAGUGUUUUUCCUAAACUUAACUGGAGUGCUCCAAGGGAUGCCUACUGGAUAGCAAUGAACAGCUCUCUGAAAUGUAAAGCUCUCAGUGACAUCUUCCUCCUCUUCAAGAGUUCAGACUUCAUUACUCGUGACCUCACUCAGCCAUUUAUUCAUUGUACUGAUGAUUCUCCUGAUCCUUCCUUGGACUAUGAGCUUGUUCUUCGCAAAUGGUGUGAACUAAUCCCUGGUGCAGAAUUCAGAUGCUUUGUCAAGGAAAACAAACUUAUAGGUAUAUCACAGAGGGACUACACUCAAUACUACGAUCAUAUCUCUAAGCAACAUGAGGAGAUCUGCAGAUCAAUACAGGAGUUUUUCAAGAAACACAUACAGUAUAAAUUCUUGGAUGAAGACUUUGUUUUUGAUGUGUACAGAGACAGCAGGGGUAAAAUUUGGUUAAUAGAUUUUAACCCAUUUGGUGAAGUAACAGACUCCUUGCUGUUUACGUGGGAAGAACUGACCUCUGGGAAAAACUUGAAAGGGGACCAGGGUGAAGGGGAAGCAACAGAACAGGACUGUCCCGUUUUCCGUUGUACAAACAGUAAAGUUACCGUCCAGCCUAGUCCGUACCUGAGUUACCGACUGCCGAAGGAUUUUGUGGACCUUUCUACAGGAGAGGAUGUUCACAAAUUGAUUGACUUUCUUAAACUGAAAAGAAAUCAUCAAGAUGAUGACUGA